UAUCUAAUUGGUCAUUAGUCUAACAAUAGCUAAUGAAAAGAUAUUGAAAAUUAAGUGUGACAACAGGAUAUCGUCACAUACUUUAAGAUCAAGCAAGGUGAGAGAGUUGAAGAGUUCAUCGACUGUCCAUUUCUAGUGAUCAAAGAUCACUAAGGCACCAAUUAGUAAUUAAAUAGAAAGACAAGAGAGAAAAACGAAAAGGGUAGGCUUUACUUUUGAAAACCAUGCAAUUGUUGGACCGUUUCCUUGAACGUUAAGAGGAAAGCUUUUAGCAAUUUGAAGAAAAUAGAAACAGAGAGAGAUCAAAAAAUGGCGAGGAUACCUUGCUGUGAAAAGAUGGGUUUGAAGAAGGGACCAUGGACGCCUGAAGAAGAUCAAAUCUUGGUUUCUUACAUUCAACGGUAUGGCCAUAGCAACUGGCGAGCACUGCCCAAGCAAGCAGGUAUAUUAAGGUGUGGAAAGAGUUGCAGGCUUAGAUGGAUAAACUACCUGAGGCCAGAUAUUAAACGAGGAAACUUCAGCAGUGAAGAAGAAGAAACUAUCAUUAAACUACAUCAGCUUCUUGGAAAUAGAUGGUCUGCGAUUGCUGCAAAAUUACCAGGAAGAACAGACAAUGAGAUCAAGAAUUACUGGCACACCCACAUAAAGAAGAAACUAUCUCAAGAGAGUUUUCCUACCCCAAGCACAAGUAGCUCUAACGACCACUGCACCAGAACAUCAAAAAGGGAAAUUAUUGAGAAUGCAAGAUCAUUACACCCUGUAACUUUUUGCACCCAUCAGACAAAGGAUCAUCCACAUGACCAUGCACUAGUUUCCCCACAAGAGCCAUCUCAAGAACUGCUGGGCUCAAGGGCAACAACAGUGGAAGCAGCAAUCAAUGGUUUUAGUGCUGUAAACGACAUGGAUUAUUGGUAUGACCUCUUCAUCAAAGCAGGAAACUCCAGAGAAAUGCAUGGAAAUUAAUUUGGGGGUUAGUGAUUUUUCUUUUCCUUUGUAAUUAUAUAUGUCUCUUUUCUGUUCACAAUAAUGUAUACAAAAUAAUGCCUUGGGAUAGUGUCAUUAGUUUUAAAUUCUUCAUCACUGGGAUUUAAUGAAUGUAGUAGCCUGGUUACUUUGCAUCUGUUUAUUGCAAGGGGAUAUGCAGAUUUCACUGAGGAAAGAAAAAAUAAAAUCGCUUGAUAAUGACGGAUUAA
Messenger RNA from Ricinus communis (castor bean), 1193 nucleotides. Its product is annotated as transcription factor MYB4. Bases 310 to 963 code for a protein of 217 amino acids. Lineage: Eukaryota; Viridiplantae; Streptophyta; Magnoliopsida; Malpighiales; Euphorbiaceae. The transcript has 3 exons. The record is from RefSeq and is a predicted model, not a curated record.